This is a messenger RNA of Vigna umbellata (rice bean), 1999 nucleotides long. RefSeq names its product aldehyde dehydrogenase 5F1 (gene ALDH5F1). Gene Ontology annotation, molecular function: succinate-semialdehyde dehydrogenase (NAD+) activity. The record is from RefSeq and is a predicted model, not a curated record. Lineage: Eukaryota; Viridiplantae; Streptophyta; Magnoliopsida; Fabales; Fabaceae. Gene Ontology annotation, biological process: GABA catabolic process.
AACCUAAAACUUGUCUGUUGCGGACUUAACCGGAACGGUUGUACUGAUCCCAAUUAACACCACAUCUGUGGCAUUCAUUCCUUAUAUUUAGAUUAACUUAUACCAAUCAUGCAUCCACAUUAACCUUUGUGACACUCUUGCUGGUUCAUUUUCGUAAGACAAUUAGAAACAAUCGCUAAUGGCGGCACGGAACCUUUGCUGCAUGGCACUGCGAUCGUCAAAGCUUCUCUCUCGCCCUUCCCAUCUUCUCUCUGUUCAGAUGCGGAUGCAGAUGCAGAUGCAGAUGCUGUCCUCUUCUCUUCCUCUCACCCGAAAGAUGAGCAUGGAUGCACAGAGUGUUGCUUCCAAGCUUAAUAGUUCUGGAUUGCUGAGGACUCAGGGCCUUAUUGGAGGGAAAUGGAGUGACGCUUAUGAUGGAAAAACCAUAAAGGUUUAUAAUCCAGCAACUGGUGAAUCUAUUGCAGAUGUGGCAUGCAUGGGUGGAAGAGAGACGAAUGAUGCAAUUUCUGCUGCCUAUACUGCAUAUCGAUCAUGGAGCAAAACCACUGCUGCUGAAAGAAGCAAAUUUUUGAGGAAAUGGUAUGAUUUGCUAAUGGCACAUAAAGAAGAACUUGCACAACUUAUAACCUUGGAGCAGGGGAAAACUCUUAAAGAGUCUAUUGGUGAGAUAAACUAUGGGGCUGGAUUUAUUGAGUUUUCAGCUGAGGAGGCAAAACGUGUAUAUGGGGAUAUAAUUCCUGCACCUUUAUCUGAUCGGAGAUUGUUUGUUCUUAAGCAGCCUGUAGGGGUUGUAGGUGCAAUUACACCUUGGAACUUUCCCCUUGCUAUGAUUACUCGAAAGGUUGGUCCAGCCCUUGCAUGUGGCUGUACAGUGGUGAUAAAACCCUCUGAACUUACACCUCUCACUGCUUUAGCUGCUGCAGAACUCUCCAUUCAAGCUGGAAUACCAGCGGGUGUUGUGAAUGUUGUAAUGGGAAAUGCUCCUGAAAUUGGAGACAGUUUGCUUGCAAGUCCACAGGUAAGGAAGAUCACAUUCACAGGCUCAACAGCUGUUGGAAAGAAAUUAAUGGCUGGUUCAGCUGAGACAGUUAAAAAAGUAUCUCUGGAACUUGGUGGCAAUGCACCUUGCAUAGUUUUUGAUGAUGCUGACCUUGAUGUUGCAGUAAAAGGAACUCUUGCAGCGAAGUUCCGUAAUAGUGGACAAACAUGCGUUUGUGCAAAUAGAAUUAUUGUACAAGAUGGUAUAUAUGAAAAAUUUGCAAAUGCACUCCGUGAUGCUGUUCUGAAUAUGAAAGUUGGGGAUGGUUUUAGUGAAGAUGUGGCACAGGGCCCUCUAAUCAAUGAAGCUGCUGUGCAAAAGGUGGAGUCCUUAAUUCAUGAUGCUACAUCAAAGGGGGCAAAAAUAAUUCUUGGGGGUAAAAGACAUAGCCUUGGAUUUACAUUUUAUGAACCAACGGUGAUCAGUGAUGUCAACAUUGAUAUGCGCAUAUCCAGAGAGGAAGUAUUUGGACCCGUUGCACCCCUUUUGAGAUUCAAAACUGAAGAGGAUGCUAUCAGAAUUGCUAACGACACCAACGCAGGUUUGGGUUCAUACGUGUUUACGAACAGUAUCCAACGAUCAUGGCGUGUAGCAGAGGCUCUAGAAUAUGGACUUGUUGGUGUUAAUGAAGGAGUAAUUUCAACUGAGGUGGCUCCUUUCGGUGGUUUUAAGCAAUCCGGGCUCGGAAGAGAAGGCUCCAAAUAUGGAAUGGAUGAAUAUUUAGAGAUAAAAUAUGUCUGCAUGGGAAACAUGAACAAAGAAUGAAGUAUGACGGUGCCAAGUUACAAGAGAGGAAUUGAAGCACAUUCAUAGAGCUGCGUGCUUGUUGUACACUAAUAAAAGCAGGCUUUGUUUUCUGUUUCUGUUUUUCAUUUCUUUCUUUGAGAUCUUAUUCCAUAUUAAAAAUUGUUAUACGAGGUUGAAAAAACAAUGCAAAUAGCCUUUGACCCUUCUGCGGUA